CAAGACGAAGCAAAAUUCUGCGAAUGCAAUACUGUAACACAGACAAGCUAUUAUUAAACACGGAAUGUACCUUCGUCUGCGAGGCGCUAGCGUAGCCACCGGAAAACGCGCAGAACCUACGUCGAUUUUUGAUUACGUCUGCACAUUGCUAGCACGAGGGUAGCGAGCUGUACUUGUAGUGUAGACAGUCUGCGGUUUGAGGCACUGAAGUUUAAAAUGGGGAAGCAGAAAACGAAGAGGUACGCAGCGAUGAAACGAAUGAUCAAUCUCAAGGACCAAAGAAUAAAAGAGAAAGACAGAGCGAAAGCAAAGGAGAAAAAGAAGAAAGACCCUUCGCAACUCAAGGAGAGAGAAGUGACUAAGUAUCCAUCAUGCCUUUUUUUCCAAUACAACACUCAGCUUGGCCCACCGUACCACAUUCUAGUUGACACAAACUUUAUAAACUUCUCCAUCAAGGCCAAACUGGACAUUGUUCAGUCCAUGAUGGAUUGCCUUUACGCCAAAUGUAUACCAUAUAUUACAGACUGUGUGAUGGCUGAGAUUGAAAAGCUUGGAAUGAAAUACAGAGUCGCGCUCAGGAUAGCAAAAGAUCCAAGAUUUGAGCGUCUGCCUUGCACACACAAGGGAACUUACGCUGAUGACUGUUUAGUCCAACGAGUGACACAGCAUAAGUGUUACAUCCUGGCGACUGUCGACCGAGAUCUGAAGAGAAGGGUGAGGAAGAUCCCUGGAGUUCCCAUCAUGUACAUCUCAAACCACAGGUAUAAUAUUGAGCGGAUGCCUGAUGACUAUGGUGCUCCAAGAUUUUAAUAUAUCUCCAGCUGACCCGGACCAGCCUUUUUGCAUCGUCUUUUUGUGUAAAUAGAUUUUUUUCCUUUUUGAUUAUUUCUUUCAUUUGUAUUAAAAAUAUAUAUAUAUUGAGGUUUGAAGUUUUCUCUGGGUGCUCCUGCUUCCUCGCACAGUCCAGAGACAUGCGUGUUAGUUUAAUUCGAAUUCUGAUUCACUUUAACUGGCUGUUUCUGAUUUGACAGUGGGUGUGAGUGUGAGCAUGAAUGAUUGUGAUGAUGAGGCUUGAGAUAAGCUGGGGUGUAUUCUCCUUGUCACCCAGUGUCAGCUGGAUUGGAUAAACUUAAAAAAAAAUAAAAAUAAAAAAUUGGUGGAUGGAAGUUUAAUUUUGUGCGGGUGGGGUGGUUGAUCACAUUUCAAGGUGCAAAAAAGUUUAAUAAUUUGUUAUGGAAACAUUGUCAAUUUUUUUUUUAUUAAAUAAAUGUGUUACUGAAA
Molecule: messenger RNA, 1281 nt
Organism: Archocentrus centrarchus (flier cichlid)
Lineage: Eukaryota; Metazoa; Chordata; Actinopteri; Cichliformes; Cichlidae
Gene: fcf1
Product: FCF1 rRNA-processing protein
Exons: 8
Coding region: 217-810 (197 amino acids)
Cellular component (GO): small-subunit processome
Source: RefSeq, a predicted model, not a curated record